Messenger RNA from Arachis duranensis, 2189 nucleotides. RefSeq names its product CDP-diacylglycerol--serine O-phosphatidyltransferase 1. NCBI's taxonomy places the organism in Eukaryota, Viridiplantae, Streptophyta, Magnoliopsida, Fabales, Fabaceae. Gene Ontology annotation, biological process: phosphatidylserine biosynthetic process. The transcript is spliced from 13 exons. Bases 516 to 1832 code for a protein of 438 amino acids. The record is from RefSeq and is a predicted model, not a curated record. Gene Ontology annotation, molecular function: L-serine-phosphatidylethanolamine phosphatidyltransferase activity.
AAACAUCUUCAAAUCUAUCUUUGACCGUCGUACUUCCUUUCUCUCUCUUCAUUCUUUCUCUCUCUCUCUCUCCACUUUUCGCCGCUGUUGCAGACCCUCCUGCUUCCUGCGACCCCAAACCACAACACCAACCACCACACCACACUCUCUCUACACCCCUUUCCUUCAAUCAAAUCUAUAAAUACUCUAAUUUCCAUCAUUUCUUCAUUCCUCCUUCUCUCUGAUUUCGAUUCAUUCAUUGCUUAUAAAUUCAAACUCAAACUUCCUCUCCUUCUCUCUCUAAUUCAUCCGACGGCUGCGAUCUUCUCCUUUCUCAAAUCGUACGGCCAGGGGGUCCUUUGUCUGCCUCAUCUCACCGUCACACACACACACACUCUCUCUCUCUCUCCAAAUACGUGUGGUCUUUAAAGAUUUAGAUAACUCGGGCUAUUUGUCAAAGCAUCUUGCAUCUAUAGAUGUUAUUACUUCUUUGACUUAGAUUCCAGUUAAGAGAGUAAUUUCUCUGGACACUGAUUAUGGAAUCCAACGGUCAUAGAAGAGUAAAGAAACAAGAUCAUCAUGUUAAAGAAAAUGGAAAUUCCCAUAUGCUUGAUGCUGAUGAAGAGCUUGAUCCUUGGACAGCUUGGGCAUACAAGCCUCGGACAAUCACAUUGUUACUUGUUGGUGCUUGCUUUCUUAUUUGGGCAAGUGGGGCACUUGAUCCAGAAAGAGAUGCAUCUGGUGAUAUUGUCACUUCCGUUAAAAGGGGUAUAUGGGCAAUGAUUGCUGUUUUUCUUGCUUAUUGCCUGCUUCAAGCUCCUUCGACGGUUCUUAUUAGGCCACAUCCUGCUAUUUGGCGCUUGGUGCAUGGGAUGGCUGUUGUUUACCUGGUUGCUCUCACAUUUUUGCUUUUUCAGACGCGUGACAAUGCUCGGCAGUUUAUGAAGUUUCUUCAUCCUGAUCUUGGCAUUGAACUUCCGGAAAGAUCUUAUGGGGCUGAUUGCCGCAUAUACCUACCUGAGAACCCUGCAAAUAAGUUUAAGAAUCUUUAUGAAACACUUUUUGAUGAGUUUGUUCUAGCUCAUAUUAUUGGCUGGUGGGGAAAGGCUAUAUUGAUUCGUAAUCAGCCUCUUCUUUGGGUGUUAUCGAUCGGUUUUGAGAUGAUGGAGCUUACUUUUCGUCACAUGUUACCAAAUUUCAACGAGUGCUGGUGGGAUAGUAUUAUUCUUGACAUAUUCAUCUGCAAUUGGUUCGGUAUUUGGGCUGGAAUGCAUACUGUGAGGUACUUUGAUGGGAAAACAUACAAGUGGGUUGGUCUGAGCCGCCAGCCUAAUAUUAUAGGAAAGGUGAAACGAACAUUGGGCCAGUUCACACCAGCGCACUGGGAUAAAGACGAGUGGCAUCCGUUGCUUGGUCCUUGGCGAUUUAUUCAAGUGCUUAGUCUUUGUAUUGUAUUUUUGACAGUAGAGCUCAACACAUUCUUUUUGAAGUUUUGUCUCUGGAUACCUCCUCGAAAUUCUGUAGUUAUAUAUAGGUUGAUUUUAUGGUGGCUGCUUGCAAUUCCAACAAUUCGUGAGUACAAUACAUACCUUCAAGACAGGUUCAUUCUCCAUCUCUCUUGUUCUACCGGCCCAAUGAAGCCAGUCAAAAAGGUUGGAGCAUAUUGUUGGCUCUCUCUUGCUAUUUGCAUUGUUGAGCUUUUGAUUUGUAUCAAGUUUGGACAUGGUUUGUACCCAAAACCGAUGCCGAUAUGGCUGGUAAUAUUCUGGUCAUCUGUAGGCGUGGCCAUUGUUACAUUUCUACUAUUGUGGUCUUGGCAUCCCCACCUAAUUCUAGGGAAGAAGAGGCGAUAGAGUUUUUCUUCUUAUUUUUUUCCUGGUAUUUUUUGCUUGUGCACUAUUCUUUGAUUCCUUCUUGAUUUUUAUGGGUAUCCAUUUCCAUAAAUGGUGUAAAUACUAUUUAUCUACCUCAUAAUUGUAAAUGUCUAAGUGAUUAUUCUCCUAGGUUAGUAGGUCAUAGUUUCUUGGGGCAGCAAAUAUUAGGGUUCAUUUGAUAUGAUAGAGGAAUGAAUAUAGUGCUUAUGAGGCUUAUGAAUAGGUUUCCACCAUAUUUAGUGAAUUGGCCAAUCUCUGUUCCUUGGAAUGAAUCAUUAUUCUUAAACUUGUAAUCACUCAUUUGAAUGAAAUUUUGAAUGGAGCCAUUUGUGUGCA